CCAACCGUUGUUCCUUAUGAAGACUUUGAUGUCGUUGCUGACAUAAAGGCCAUUCGCAAAGCCUGCAAAGGUUUAGGAACUGAUGAGCAAGCCAUCAUAGACAUCCUUGCCAAUCGAAGUGCAGCUCAGAGACUGGAGAUCAAGCAAGCAUACUUUGACAAAUAUGAUGAUGAACUGGUGGAGGUUUUGAAGAGUGAGCUGACUGGUAAUUUUGAGAAUGCCAUUAUUGCCAUGUUGGAUCCUCCUCACGUGUUUGCAGUUAAAGAGCUCAGGAAGGCCAUGAAGGGCGCUGGCACAGACGAGGAUAUCCUGGUGGAGAUUCUGUGCACUUCUACCAAUGCUGAGAUUGCCACUUACAAAGAAACCUACACCCAUGGUAAGAAUGACUUAACCA
Molecule: messenger RNA, 394 nt
Organism: Sinocyclocheilus anshuiensis
Lineage: Eukaryota; Metazoa; Chordata; Actinopteri; Cypriniformes; Cyprinidae
Product: annexin A13-like
Exons: 4
Cellular component (GO): nucleus; cytoplasm; plasma membrane
Molecular function (GO): calcium-dependent phospholipid binding; calcium ion binding; phosphatidylserine binding
Source: RefSeq, a predicted model, not a curated record